CAACCUCUUAUUUCGGCCAUUGUUGGCUGGCUACCUGUCUGCACGAUGCCGUUCGAGUUUGUCUACCAGCAUCUGCAAGUCUACAUAUAUUGCUCUGCUCUGCGCCCUUGAAACACCCAGGCGAUCUCACGAGAGCUGUGUCGUCGACUCGUCGUUGGAUCGGGAGGACGUAGAAAGAAAGCGUGCGCUGAGGGAGAGAUGGCCGGUGGCGCCUUCGUGGCGAACGAUGGCCCCGCCCCGGACUACGGCGGACGGCUGACGCUAUCGGUGCUCAUGACCUGCUUCGUGGCCGCCUCCGGUGGCCUCAUCUUCGGCUAUGACAUUGGCAUCUCAGGCGGCGUGUCGCAAAUGGAGCCGUUCCUGCGGCGCUUCUUCCCGCACGUCCUGGAGAAGAUGGCGGUGGCGAAGCACAACGACUACUGCCUCUACGACAGCCAGGCGCUCACGGCCUUCACGUCGUCGCUGUACAUCGCCGGCCUGCUGGCGUCGCUCGUGGCUAGCCGCGUCACCAAGGCCAUAGGGCGGCAGCGCGUCAUGCUCGUGGGCGGCGCGCUCUUCUUCGCCGGCGGCGCCAUCACUGGCGCGGCCAUGAACAUCGCUAUGCUCAUCAUCGGGCGCAUGCUGCUCGGCUUUGGCGUCGGCUUCACCAACCAGGCGACUCCUGUGUUCCUGUCCGAGAUGGCCCCGACGCAGUGGCGCGGCUCCCUUACCGCCGGCUUCCAGAUCUUCCUCGCCCUCGGCGUCCUCAUCGCCAACCUCACAAACUACGCAACGGCGCGCAUCUCCUGGGGCUGGCGCCUCUCCCUGGGUCUCGCCGGCGCGCCGGCUGUGAUCAUCUUCCUGGGCGCCCUCUUCCUCACGGACACCCCCAGCAGCCUCGUCAUGCGCGGCAAGGCCGACGAGGCCCGCGCCGCGCUCGUCCGGGUGCGCGGGGCGGGCGCGGACGUAGACGCGGAGUUCCAGGACAUCCUGCGCGCCGUGGCGGUCGCGCGCGAGAGCGAGGAGGGCGCGUUCCAUCGGAUGGCGACGAGGCGCGAGUACCGCCCUCACCUGGUGCUCGCCGUGGCCGUGCCCAUGUUCUUCCAGCUCACCGGCGUCAUCGUGCUCUCCUUCUUCGCGCCGCUGGUGUUCCGCACCGCCGGGUUCGGCAGCAACGCCGCGCUGAUGGGCGCCGUCAUUCUCGGCGGCGUGAACCUGGGGGCCCUCAUGCUCUCCACCCUCGUCAUCGACCGGUACGGCCGCAGGGUGAUGUUCAUGGUCGGCGGCAUCCAGAUGAUCAUUGCCCAGGUUGCGAUGGCAUGGAUCAUGGGCGCGCAGGUGGGGAAGAGCGGCGACGCGCCGAUGGCGAGGCCGUACGGGGUCGCGAUCCUGGUGUUCACGUGCAUGCACGCCGCCGGGUUCGGGUGGUCGUGGGGGCCGCUGGGGUGGGUGGUGCCAGGCGAGAUAUUCCCGGUGGACAUCCGGUCGGCGGGGCAGGCCAUGAACGUGUCCAUCGGCCUCGGCCUCACGUUCGUGCAGACGCAGUCGUUCCUCCCGAUGCUCUGCAGCUUCAAGUACGCCACGUUUGCCUACUACGCCGGCUGGGUCGCCGUCAUGACCGUCUUCAUCGCGCUGUUCCUGCCGGAGACCAAGGGCGUGCCGCUCGAGUCCAUGGGCACCGUCUGGGUCAAGCACUGGUACUGGAAGCGGUUCGUGCAGCCGCAAGCAAAAAGCGCCGACGCACUCACCUAGUUGGCCCCGUCAAGUCUGUUCGCUAUGUAAACCAAACGAACUCCUCGUUGACUCCUAUACGCAUCAGUUGACCCCACAACUUUUAACAAUCUGCCUUUAGUUUUAUAUAUAUUUGAGCAAAUUUUGAUAAAAUUUGAAGAGUUUGUGUCAGUUGACCUCACAGA
Messenger RNA from Aegilops tauschii subsp. strangulata, 1895 nucleotides. RefSeq names its product sugar transport protein MST1. The record is from RefSeq and is a predicted model, not a curated record. NCBI's taxonomy places the organism in Eukaryota, Viridiplantae, Streptophyta, Magnoliopsida, Poales, Poaceae. Gene Ontology annotation, molecular function: monosaccharide transmembrane transporter activity. Gene Ontology annotation, cellular component: membrane. Gene Ontology annotation, biological process: monosaccharide transmembrane transport.